AUGAGCUCGCAAUCAUCAUCACAAUCGUCCGCGGCCGCUCUUCAUCAGUCCAGCAAUCAGAGGUUUGUUUUUUUCGUUUUUCCCUUUUAAAAUGCUGAAAAAUAGUGCAGAAACGCUGAAAAUUUGUAAGAUAAUAGUAAAAUUAAGCUUAAGAAUCGAAAAGAAAAGCCAGAAGGUAGAAUUCUUGAUAAAAUUAUAGAAAUUUCGUAAAGUUACGCAGUGCGCACAUUUUUCUAUAGGAAAAACUGGUUUAGCAGAAAAUCACCAGACUUACCCAGGGCUGGUACCCGGAAUAUAAGCAAGAAUCCAAUAAAUAAUCGAAAAUAUUGCUAGCCAUCGUCCGCCGGCUUCAAGACGGCCGUUCCCAUCGACCGCCGACGAUCAGCCGAAGAGGUACUUACAAAAAUGCACGAUUUUCGCCUUAAACCUCUAAAUUUCACUAUUGAUCGUCGAACAAUCUAUAAUUUUUCGCAUUUUCAGAGCGCUAAUCGGCCAUGGAGGACAAGGAACGCCUUCUGGGGCGGGCACGCCGAACAGCCAGUCGCAACAACAAUCGGAGCUCGACGUCAAGCAGCACCUGCUCAACUAUCAACGGUAUUUCGACGCGGCCGCCUAUCCGUACAUCAACGACGUCAGUUGCUACGAGAAAUUGAGCAAAAUCGGACAGGGAACCUUCGGGUAAGUGCUUUUUGGUGCUUUUUCGCACACUAUUCGCUUCUCCCCCCUGUUUUAUUCCGGUUGAACCGCAAACUCGCCCAGCUCUGAACUUUCUCAUUUUUUAAUGAAAUCUCCGGUUUUUUCCCGUUGUUUGGUUCAUUGCCAACAAGAUCAUCAAUUUCAGAGAAGUAUUCAAAGCGCGCUGCAAGGCGACCGGUAAAAUGGUGGCGCUGAAGAAGAUUCUGAUGGAAAACGAGAAGGAAGGAUUUCCGAUUACGGCGCUGCGAGAGGUGAAGAUGCUCGAGCAGCUUAAGCAUCCGAACGUGACCGAUUUGAUUGAAGUUUGCAGUGCUAAAGGUUGGUUGCGGCGAUUUUGAGUAAUUUUUGACAAAAACAUCGAUUCCUAGCUAUUUUUUAAUAAAAAUUGUCGUUUUCAGCGUCGGCGCCGACGGCGAAAGACCGUACCACGUUCUACCUGGUGUUCGCGUUCUGCGAGCACGAUCUGGCGGGACUGCUGAGCAACCAGAAGGUGCGGAUGUCGCUGGUGCACAUCAAGACGCUCAUGAAGCACCUGAUGAGCGGACUUAACAAACUGCACCGAAGCAAGAUCCUGCACAGAGACAUGAAGGCGGCGAACGUGCUCAUUUCCAGAGAGGGCGUCCUCAAAUUGGCCGAUUUCGGACUCGCCCGUCCGUUUGUGCAGAGAGAAGGUACGAAAGAGCGGGUUUUUGCGUGCCUUUAACGAAAACCAUGAGAAAUACGAUCAACAUUUGAAUUUCCCGCCCCUAAAAAGUACUAAACCAUCUUCUCAUUUUGUUUUUUUUUUGCGAAAUUCGAACUCUACGACGUUCCGGUCUAUUUAUAGCGUUUGCAGUCGGCUCAGCGCCCCGUCCACUCUACACGAACCGCGUGGUGACCCUGUGGUACCGACCGCCGGAACUGCUGCUCGGCGACCGUCAGUACGGCACUCGGAUCGACGUCUGGGGUGCCGGAUGCAUCAUGGCCGAGAUGUGGACCCGGCGACCGCUGAUGCAGGGAGAGACCGAACAGAGACAGCUGCAGCUCAUCUCCGGCCUCUGCGGAUCCAUCAACCGGACCGUGUGGCCCAACUGCGAAAAGAUGCCGCUUUGGUCGGCCAUGUCCGCCGAACCAAACUCCGCACUUCCGCAGGGACUCCCGCGCACGCUACGCAACAAAAUGAAGACGUUGAUGAAGUGCGACGGACCCGACGGACGCUCUUACACGGUACGGUCUCUUGUUUUCAUUAUCGGAAGUACAAGGAAUGAGAACUGAUACAAAUGAGCACUCGUUGCUUGACAAAAUCAGUAAAGUUCUUCAAGUCCAAAAAGCCUUCGAAAAGCCUGGCCGAGCCCUGAGCAAGUUUUAAUGAAAAUAAUGUUUUCAGGACCCGCUGGGCAAGAACAAGAUGAACGAGCACAUGCCGACGGACGAGGACGCGAUGAACCUGCUGGACCACCUGCUGGCCAUAGAUCCGGAGAAGAGACCGUCGGCGGAGGAGGCCGAGGACGACCUCUGGUUCUUCAAAGCGCCACUUUUCAAGGAGAACGUCAGGGACCUCAUGGACACCAUUCCGGUUCGUUUUUUUUAAAAGAUAAUGCGUCCCUAAUGCAAAUCAAUUCCACUCAUUUUGCAGACGUCACAAUUCGAGUACACGGUGGGAAAAGGAGCGCACGCGAACCGCGGCCGUCAUCCGAAUCCGCCGCAGAGGCAGCCGCAACAGCCACGUGCGUCGAACGCGAUUCCGGCCGGACAAUAUCGCGACACCAUUUUUUAACGCCUCUCAUUUUCCACAUUCCCACACCCACAAAACUACCCUCGAAACGGCUUUCAACAAGAACGAAUUGUGUGUAAAUCCUCGUCAUUUCACAUUCAAAUCUAUGUCCUUUCCCUCUGGUACAGUAUUCUUUUUUUGUUGUUGUUUUUCCCCUCUCUGACUUUUCAUUUUAAUAUUAUGUCUUUACCGGACAAGCACCGUCCGCCGUUUUUUAGUUGUUUUACACACACACACACACCCUCUAAGACUCGAUAUUUUACACGCCCGCAAAGUUUCUGUUCCUUUUCCUCUCGACUCUAUAAAUUGUAUUCGGUUAGAAAUUUCGCAUUUAUUGCUUGUACCAACACGAUCCAGACGAAAACUCUCUUAAAAAAGUAAUUUCCAUACACAUUCCUAAUAAACUCACAGCACUGCAUGGCCCGAAAACAACAUCGAAUUGUGCAAGCUGCUUUUUUUUUCGCUUUUGGGACUUAAAACCGAUUCUCAGAUGAAACCGAUUCUCAGCUCAUUUUAUUUGCAAUUUUUUGUAUUAUUAUAGGAAUUGACGUUAAAAAUGCAUUAAAAAUAAGGCGGCCGAUUCUGUGACAAGCGUCCAAUCGUUUGCGCGGUCCGUUGCAAGCGCCCACGUCCUGCUAUCGAUCGGUUUUUUCUUCUGCCCGUCGGCGUCUCGUUCCCUCGCCCGCCGACGUUCCCGGCCGGCUCGCACUCAUUCCUGUCUCCAUGUGGCCGCACCAGUAGCCUCGCUCUUCGAGAGCUCUGCAUUUUGCAGAGUUCUCGCCUAUUUUCUUUCAAUUCUACCCCAUUAUUCCACUCAAUACGACACUUUUUCGAAAAGCAAAGGUAAUAAUCGCGCUUUAAAGUUCUUCAACUAAUACUUUGUUCAGUUUAGACCGUUUUUGUAUCGGCUCGAAACGGGUUGGCCACGAUAGAAAAGGGCAUUUUCACAAAAGGUAAAAGCUAUACAGCGUAUGUUUGUUUUCCGUUUUUUUUUCGUUUUUUUACAUCGCUGAAUUGGAUUUUUCGACGUAAAAAAACGAAAAAAAACGGAAAACAAUCAUUUUUUCACAUCCUGAAUAACCCCGAAAUGAAUGUGUGUAAUUUUUUCCAGAAAAAUGAAAUCAAUCGAUAGUCUGGUUAAUCAAGUACUCGAAAGUUCCUGGCAAAAGGUAAACACUCGUCUUUAGUCAUAACUAUGCGUAAUUUUCAGAAAUUCAAUCAGAUUGUCGGCAUCAAGAAAUGCAGUCAUGCAACAAAACACCCGAAGAAAGUUUUAGCGAACACUGUUAGUUUUUUUGCAGCAAUAUAAUAAAAUGGCAACAAAAUGAAUACAUUUCAGACAAAUCGCCAAUCAGAAAGCACUACUCACACAUGUUGA
Messenger RNA from Caenorhabditis sp. 36 PRJEB53466, 3827 nucleotides. The record is from the annotation of a GenBank genome assembly. Lineage: Eukaryota; Metazoa; Nematoda; Chromadorea; Rhabditida; Rhabditidae.